CGAAACAAGCGAAACACUAUCCAGUACGAAGAAUACCUAACACUAAGCACCAGAGGCGGUCGCAGUGGUCGUGGAGGCGGUCGUGGAGGCCGCGGCACACGUGGAGGUCGUGGUUGCGGUAGAGGUCGCGGUCAGGAUAGCCCAAUGAGAGUUAAAAACGGAAGAUCCAAGACGCUAUAA
This is a messenger RNA of Acaulospora morrowiae, 180 nucleotides long. NCBI's taxonomy places the organism in Eukaryota, Fungi, Glomeromycota, Glomeromycetes, Diversisporales, Acaulosporaceae. The record is from the annotation of a GenBank genome assembly.